CUUGGUUACAUAUACAUAUUUACAGUUAUUCUCUGGACAGGACGUCUGUUUUUCUUAACGAGUGAACACAUUUUUCUUACUUUUCUAGAUUGUACAGGGGUUUUUUGAGUGAUGGGGGAUAUCAGUGACCAAGUCUUUGAGCUUAUUGUAAAGAAAGAAGAACCAACUUUGGUGCCUCCUGAAUCCGAAACGGAGAAGGGUCUGUACUACCUGUCGAACCUGGACCAGAACAUUGCGGUCAUAGUCCGAACCAUGUACUGCUUCAAAUCGGAUUCAAAAGGGAACUACGAAGCCGCUAAAGUCAUAAAGAGUGCACUGUCAAAAAUUCUUGUUCACUACUACCCUUUUGCAGGAAAGUUAACUAUCAGCACAGAAGGGAAGCUGAUUGUGGAUUGCACAGGAGAUGGUGCUGUGUUUGUGGAAGCUGAAGCCAACUGUGAAAUGGAAAAGAUAGGUGACACAACAAAGCCUGAUCCUAAAACUCUUGGAAAUCUGGUUCAUGAUAUUCCUGGCGCCAACAUACUUGAGAUUCCUCUCUUGACAGUACAGGUGACUAAGUUCACAUGCGGAGAGUUUGCUCUGGGGCUAUGCAUCAACCAUUGUACGUCGGAUGGGAUUGCUGUAAUGGAAUUUAUCAACUCGUGGAGUGAUACGGCAAGAGGCUUGCCGCUCAAGGUUCUGCCAUUUCUCGACAGAAACAUACUCAAACCGAGUAACCCACCAAAGAUAGAGUUUCCUCACGACGAAUUCAUUCAGAUCGAAGACAUAUCCGAAAACUCCAAGCUCUAUGAAGAAGAACUGCUAUACAGCGCCUUCUGUUUCGACCCCAAGAAGCUUGAAAAGCUCAAGAAAAUGGCCAUGGAAGAUGGGGUUCUUGAGAAGUGCACAACAUUUAAAGCACUCUCUGCCUUUGUCUGGAGAGCUAGAACUGAGGCCUUGAGAAUGAGGCCGGAUAAAAAAACGAAGCUCCUUUUCGCCGUUGAUGGGCGCUCAAAACUUGAGCCGCCAGUACCAGAAGGGUUCUUCGGGAAUGCAAUUUUGUUGACACAUGCACUGUGCACUGCUGGGGAGCUAAUGGAGAAUCCAAUUUCGUUCGCGGUUGGAUUAGUUGAAAAGGCGGUUAAAAUGGUGACGGACGGUUAUAUGAGGUCGGUGGUCGACUACUUUGAAGUGACAAGAGCUAGGCCUUCUUUGGCAGCAACCCUUUUGAUAACAACUUGGUCCAAGCUAAGUUUCCACACAACUGACUUUGGCUGGGGAGAGCCUGUGUUUUCAGGGCCAGUGGGUUUGCCUGAGAAGGAAGUUUGUUUGUUUCUAUCUCAUGGAGAAGAUAGGAAAAGCAUAAAUGUGCUUUUGGGCUUGCCAGCUUCUGCUAUGAAGAUAUUUGAAGAUUUGAUGAGGCAGAUUUAAGGGGGAAGAACUUUUAAUAACAAUACACACCCUAUAUAUGACAUUCCAGACUAAUAAUACAACGUCAUAGAUGUUUCAAUUAUAUUCCACGUGAAAUUGUAUCAUUAGUCCAAAACACCACAUGGCACUCCCGAGUAUAAGUCUAUCUCGAUUUCAGGAGGAAGUGAUGAAAGAAAUCUUGGGAAUAAAAGGGUGGUAGUAGAAAGAAAUUGCCGGUUUAUUAUGAAUAUUUGUAACUUCAUCUGUAUUUUCUGUAUCUCAUGUUAAUGGGGAGUUUUAUAUUAUGUUCAGCAACUCAUGAACAUGAUC
This is a messenger RNA of Malus domestica (apple), 1719 nucleotides long. The record is from RefSeq and is a predicted model, not a curated record. NCBI's taxonomy places the organism in Eukaryota, Viridiplantae, Streptophyta, Magnoliopsida, Rosales, Rosaceae.